Molecule: messenger RNA, 6137 nt
Organism: Drosophila obscura
Lineage: Eukaryota; Metazoa; Arthropoda; Insecta; Diptera; Drosophilidae
Product: polyhomeotic-proximal chromatin protein
Cellular component (GO): chromocenter; nucleus
Molecular function (GO): chromatin binding; DNA binding
Source: RefSeq, a predicted model, not a curated record
UGGCGGGUGAAUCGUUGUGGUCUGCCCACCCCCCACUCCAUCAACAUCUCACCCUUUCCAUUAACCAUACCAUCCCCCCAACUCCCCUCUCUGGUUGUGCCUGGCCUGGUGUGCGUCUUCAUGCUCCAUUCACCUACUUUUACGCGUUGUUCGCUCUGCUCUUUGCUCUUUGCUGCCGUUGACUGCGCCGCGACGUUCGUUUUCUGAAUUCCAAAUGAAGUCAUGAGCAGAGCAGAUUGUAUAAAAAGCAACAACAACAGCACCAACAACAACAACAACAAAAAACAGCGCAGCAGCUGAGGCAAAAAGGCAGAAGUGGCCCCAGGGCAAAAAUACAAAAGUCGUUGUCGCAUUAUUACAGCCAAGAAAUACAACAACAAAAUUGAAUACCAAAUAAUACUACCAACCUACAACAACAACAACAACAAAAAAGUGAAAUUAAGUGCUUUUAAAAAAACAACAGCAACAACAAAUACUAAAUAAAACAUGAACAUGUCGGCCGCGUCUCGUUUACACAAUAACUCAAAAUUAAUUUAAUAUGCUGGCAAAUGAGCAAAACGAAAACUACGCUAAAAGGCCCUAAAUCGGAGGAGUAGCUUUUAGACGGCUACUGUUAGCAUCAUGGCUGCCACAUCCGCUGGACAACAGCAGCAGCACCAGCAGCAGCAGCAUCAGCACAAAUUGAAUAUGAUCGGUAGUGCUGAGACAGUUGCAAGUGAGAUGCACCUCCAACAGCAGCAGCAACAACAACAGCAGCAGCAACAGCAUCAACAGAUCCACAUGUUUAAGCAACAUCAGCAAAUGUUGCCACUGCAUCAGCAGCAGCCGCAGCAACAACAUCAUCAGUUUUUCCAGCAGCAACAGACAAAAUUUGUAUCGCGGGUCGUUACAAAUGCAGCAAUGCAACAGCAACAACAGCAGCAGCAGCAGCAGAUGCAACACAUAUUACCAGCUGGUUUGGUAAAUGGCAAUGGAAAUGGCAACAUGAUGCAAGCAACAAAUCUGCAUCAGCAGCAGCAACUGCAACAGCAGCAGCGCAACAGUCAGCAGCAUAUAUUUGUCUGUCCAACAAGCAGUCCCCAACUACUCCUCCAACAUCAGCAGCAACAGCAAACGAAACUGCGCCAGGCACAAAUAAAGUUGCCAGUAAAGACAACAGCAAUUGUUGCAGCAGCAGCAACAGCAGCAACAACGACAGCGGCAACUGUUGCAACUAGUGCUACUGCUGCAACAAUACUUGCCUCGCGUCAAAUGAGUCAGAACAAUCAGCUCUAUGCCAAGAAUGUUGCCAACAAAACCAACAACAGCAGCAGCAGCAACAGCAGCAACAGCAGCAACAUGAACAGGAAAAAUGUCAGCUACAAUGGAAAUUUGGCUCCAGGCUGGCGUCGUUUAACCAGCAACAAUGAAGUGGCCUACAUCAGUCCCACGGGAAAAACGCUUCGCACGCAAUUCCAAAUCAAGGACUAUCUGCUGACACAGGGUACCUGCAAGUGCGGUCUACCUUGUCCGCUGCGACCGGAACACCUAUUCGAUUUCAAUGCACAGGUGCCCAACAUGCCACUGAAGCUGCCAACAGUUGCUGCAGCCACAGUUGAAUCAGCAACAGCGACGACGACACCUUGCCUGCACCAGCGGCGAUUUCUUGAAUCUCAGAAGCAGCAGCAACAGCAGCAGCAGAGUGUCAAAGAUGCGACGACGACAACGACAAAUACGCUGCCCGCCGUAUCCGUAUCUGUAUCCAUAUCUGGGCCAGCAGCUGUCAGUGAUGUGUUCUCAACGCUGAUGAGAACGACGGCGACGACGACAACGGCUGCAACGGCAGCAACAGUCCAUGCAACAAUAACAACCACACCUGAAAUGGCCAACAAAGAAGCUGAUUGCCACAAAUACGGCAAUAACAAAUUACCCGCACGGAACCAUGCCUAUGGAAUGGCCACGUCCACACCCACACCCACGCCCACGACUGUAAUGCAAACUAGUCAAGCAUUAGCCGGAAUAGGAAUAGGAGGAGCUGGAGCUGGAGUUGGAAUUGGAGUCCCUAAGCGCUCAGCCGGAGGACAUGUGAUAAAGCAGACGCCAGCAGCAGCCACAGCAGCAGCAACACCUUCUUCCCUGCCUCUACCCGUAACGUUGCCUCCACCCGCAGCACCAUCCCUGUUGCAGCAGCAGCAGCAACAGCAACAGCAGCAGCAGCAACAGCAGCAACCCAACUUCAAGGACGAUCCCGCCGGUUAUAUGCAGCAGCAGACAGUCCUGCUGCACAAUACGCUGGGUGGGGGCCUGGAUACGGGAGCCAAAACCGUGACAGUGUCGGCCACAUCCACGGCCAGAGCCCUGCCACAGGAGCCCAUUGUGCACAGCUCCCAGCAGCAGCAGCAGCAGCAGCAGCAGCAACAACAGCAACUUCAGCAACUCCAGAUACAGCGCCAGAGGAUACGACGGCUGUCGGUGUUUGGCGGCAAGUGGGAAGCGGAAUCGGUGGGAGCCAAUGUGUCCUCCAAUGUGAAUACCGGACAGCGCACAUUGCAGGUGGAUACGCAGGCCUUUGCGCGGCCGCAGAAGCCACAGAUCACCAGCGUCACGGUAGUGCCACCACCCCAGGAGUCGCCCGUCUCGAGCAGUGCGGCAGUGCUGCAGGAUGCCGUGGAGAAGCGGCCCGAGCAAGUGGGUGCCAUCUCCACCAGCCACGAGAGUCCCAGGCAGAGCUUGUCCUCGCCCACAGACUCACUGCUGGAUUCGGGCAAGAGCACGCCCUCGCCAUCACCAAAGCCGCAGCAGCAACAGCCUCAGCCGCAGAUCUUGCAAAUGCGUACCCAAGGCCAAGUACAGGGACAGGUUACCACUUGCGCUCCACAGCUGCGUGUGAUGCGCCAGCAGCAGCAGCAGAACCAGCAGACCCUUGCCGGACAGAGGCUGGCUGUGGCCAGCAGCAAUGCAGUGGCCACGAUGACGCGCAGCAUUGUGACCACCACGGCGGGCACUGGGAUCACGGGGCGACCGAUCACCACGCUGAGUAGCUCCCAGGCCGGAAUGGCGCAGCUCCAAGCGAUGGCCGGACAAAUGGCAGGCGCCACGAAUGGCGGCAGUCAGCUGAUAAUGACCUCCUCCGGACAGCUGCUGGUCAUCCCAGGGCCACAGCCCAGCAAGCAGGGGAAUCCGCAUCUGCAGCAGCAUCACCAUCGCGCGAGUAUCAUCCAGCAGCAGCAGCACCACCAGGAACUGCAUCCGCAGUCGGGCGGCGGCUACAUUGUGAGCCAACCCUCGUCAGUGGGGGCAGCCACAUCCAGCAGCGGCAGCAGCAACACGGUCAUACUCAACUCCGGGGGCAAGCUGUUGCACCACCAGAUCAUCACCUCGCAGGCGGGACAGAGUUCAGGGGGAGGAGCAGGCGCAGGUGGCCAGACCGUGUUGCUCAACACACUUCCCAACGGCGGCUACAUCGUCCACCAGCAGCAGCAGCAGCAUCAUCCACAGCAGCAGCAGCACCUGGAGCAAGUGCUGGCCAUGCCACAUCCGGGUGCAGUGCCACCGCAUGGUCAGACGCUGAUCAUCAGCUCGCCGGAGGCCAAGCGGAGGCCGCGCAAACGCAAGAGUUCCGUGUGCCAUACGCCGCCACCGCCGAGUGGUGGAUCCCCCGCCAAGACGCUCUCCCCACAGAUCUCGCCCAGCAUCCCCAGCCAGGCGCCCGGCCUGCUCCAUCAGCAGGCGGCAGCUGCGGCGGCAGCGGCUGCAUCUGCACCACAGUUCCAGCAGCAGUUCCAGCUGAGUCCCGGCAUCCAGGGCAUCGUGGUGAACAAGGCCAAUUCGUCAGCUCCGCAGCAGACGCAGCAGCUGCUGCUGCAGAACGGCCAGAUCCUGCAGCAGGUGAACCUCAUCGGGCAGCAGGUGCUGAUGCCCGCGGGCCUGGUAAUGGCCCCAGACGCCACCCUGCUGCAGAUCCAGAACAUGCCCACAACCAGCCUGAUGACGCCCCAGGGGCCCGUGAUGCUGCGCACUCCGUCACCACAGAGCAAGCCGUCCUUCAUCUCGCCCGGCGCCGGCGGCCAGCAGUACAUUGUGGGGGCCAACGGGCAGUUGAGUCCCAUUGGCCAGAUAUACUCCACGCCCAUGGGUCUGGUGAUGCCCACGGGACAGCAGGGUGGCGGCUCCACUUUCGUGUCGGCGAGUCCCACGACAACCACCAUUCAGAUCCAGCAGCAGCAGCCAUCGCAGCAGCAGCAGCAACAGCAGCAGCAGGCACAGCAGAUCAGUCUGCAGCAGGCACAGGCCACCACGUAUCUGACGACGGACUCCUCGAUGGGUCGCCAGGGAACGGCGGCCAGUCCGCCAGACACCACCACAUGCAGUCCACGCAGUCCGGAGCGACCUCCCAGCCAUCGGAGCACUGGCAGUGAUAUGGUGCAAUGCGUCUCCAGCUCGGAACCGGAUGCCGCUGUCUCCCCGCUGAGUGUCGAGAGUCGGCAGUCGCCAUCUUCCACAGAUUGUGAGCGGAGUUUCGGCAACAGCAACAGCAGCAAUCUGUUCACGCAGCCAAGUGGGAUGUACAAGCAUUCGGAGCCAAAGAUUCGACGGAUACACAUCACAUCGCAGGCGACGCAGGCCGAGAACGGGAUGAGCCUGAUGGGGCAAGGUAUGCGACUGGCCAACUCCAGCUCCAAUUCGAACACCACAUCCGCUUCCAUGCCCAUGUCCAUGUCCAUUACAUCGUCAUCAUCAUCGUCGUCGUCCACUGGCUCCACUCAUGUGGCGGCGGGGGGACAGGGCCAUCGCCCAACGCUCAUGCACCUCCGACAGCCGCCAGUCGGGCAGCACUACAACAACAACAACAGCCACCAUAACAACAACAACACCAGCACCAGCACCUUCCUCCAUAGCCACAAAGUAGUUAACAUUGAUUACCAGGAGUCGCCCAGCACAACGCAGCUCCUGUCAGCAGCAGCAGCAACAGCAGCAACAACAACAGGUGCUACAUCCUCCACCACGAUGCCGGAGGCCAAGAGCAAGACCAAGACCACACCAACGAAACGAUCGCGCCGUCCACAGCGCAGCUCUGGCCGUGGCACAUGCAACACUUCCACUACCACUUCGUUGAUGCCGCCUCGAUCGUUUGCAAUUGGCGAACUGAUUUGGGGUCCGGCGCGGGGCCAUCCCGCCUGGCCCGGCAAGAUCGUCAAGAUGCCCGACGGCGUGUGCACGCCAUCGCAGCAGUUCGAUCACGUCUGGGUGCAGUGGUUCGGCGGCGGUGGCCGCUCCACCUCCGAACUGAUUCCGGUCAACUCGUUGCAAAGUCUCUCCGAGGGUCUGGAGGCGCAUCACAAGGCCCAAAAGGAUACCAGAAAGAGCCGCAAACUGAACUCGCAACUCGAGCGGGCUAUACAAGAAGCAAUGACUGAGUUGGAUAACAUUUCAGCCUCCUCGACACCCACAUCCGUAUCCACAGCGGCAGCAGCAUCCUCAUCCGCUGCUUCUCCUCCGGCAGCAGGACCAGCAGCAGCAGCAGCAGUAGCAGUAAUUCAGCAAUCGCACCCACAGCCCUCUUCAACGAACAACAAAAUAAAUGGACUGGCGCGGAGCAAGCGGCAGCAGGCCAACACAAGUGGAGCCAGCAGCAUGGUGCUGACCGCCAGCACAGCGGCCACUCUGAGUGGCCUCUUCAAUCAGCAGCAGCGAGCCAAGCCCAUACGCAUUGCGCCCGCUCCACCAUCCGCUUCUGUGGGAAUGGGAACAGCCGGAACAACAGUCACGACAGUGACUGCCAGCGGAGGAUCCGAACUUGCUGCUGGUGGCAGGACGGAGAUCCUGAAGCUGGCCAAAUGACCAGCGCUGUCGGCGUUGUCGUCGACAGUGAGCACAGCGAACUAUACGCUCGUUAUUGGGCAUAAGUAGGGGGAAGUAGGAGGUCGGCUUGGCCUGGCCUGGCCGUAUACUUAGUAUAUAUUUACUUACUCCAUAUGAAUGUGUAUCUAUGUACAAGUAGGAAAACAGUUUAGUUAGAUGUCUUCCUCUGGCUCAGCUUGAGACAGAGUGUCGCUUUUGGAGUUGGUUGUUUUCUAUUGUUUAACAGACCCACAGGAGUCCCUGCUUAGUUGCGUCACCGGGCGGCGCUGCCACACAUUUGAAAUAGACAAUAAUGC